AAGAGCCCUGCUCCUGGAGCUGAGAACUGCAGCGCGGAGGCUUCGGAGCGAGCCGGGGCAGUCGGGGUCGAGGCAGCCCCUCCUGACUGUGACUUUGGACACCUCGCUGAAUCUCUGCUUCCUCCCCUGCAAAAAUGAAAAUUCAUUCAAUGGAUGAAGUUAAGAAGUGCCAAGGGUGAGGAUCUCCUUUAGAAGAGGAGAAGCCUUGCAUCAACCUCUUGGGCCUCAGCCAAGAUGUCUGAGAUACCGUCCACUAUAGUCUCCAAGAACAUGACCAAUGACAAGAACAGCCUGGAAUCCAUGAACAUCAGCUCUUCUUCAAGCACUGAAGAGAACCCAAAGAAACAGGCAAGAAAAAACGAAGAACAUGGUCCUGACCCUUCAGCGAACCCUUUCCACUUAUCUGGGGAUGUGGAUUUCUUCUUGCUCAGAGAUCAGGAGCGGAAUAAGGCUCUCUCCGAACGGCAGCAGCAGAAGACGAUGCGGGUGCACCAGAAGAUGACCUACUCCUCGAAAGUGUCGGCUAAGCACACCAGCCUGCGGCGGCAGCUGCAGCUGGAGGACAAGCAGGAGGACCUGGAGGCGCGCGCCGAGGCCGAGCAUCAGCGCGCCUUCCGCGACUACACGACCUGGAAGCUCACCUUGACCAAAGAAAAGAAUGUGGAGCCUGAGAACAUGAGUGGCUACAUUAAGCAGAAGCGGCAAAUGUUCCUCCUCCAGUAUGCCCUGGAUGUCAAGCGGAGAGAGAUCCAGCGGCUGGAGACGCUGGCGACCAAAGAGGAGGCCAGGCUGGAGCGGGCCGAGAAAUCCCUGGAGAAGGACGCCGCCUUGUUCGACGAGUUCGUCAGGGAGAAUGACUGCAGCUCCGUGCAGGCCAUGAGAGCGGCUGAGAAGGAGACCAAAGCCAAGAUAGAGAAGAUCCUUGAGAUCCGGGACCUCACCACCCAGAUUGUUAAUAUCAAAAGUGAGAUCUCCAGAUUUGAAGACACUCUGAAGCAUUACAAGGUCUAUAAGGAUUUCCUAUACAAGCUGUCGCCCAAGGAGUGGCUUGAAGAACAGGAAAAGAAACACUCGUUUCUCAAAAAGGCCAAGGAGGUCUCCGAGGCUUCCAAAGAGAGCAGUGUUAACUCCACACCAGGGGACAAAGGACCAGGGAUCAAGGGCAAGGCGAGCUCCAUGUGGGCCAAAGAGGGUCAGGGUACAAAGAAGCCCUGGAGGUUUCUGCAGACGAUGCGGCUGGGGCGGAGCCCGUCUUACCUGAGCAGCCCCCAGCAAGGCAGCCAGCCCAGCGAGUCCAGCGGUGGCGACUCCAGAGGUGUGGCCACGCCUUGUGGUGAAGACCAGCCACCACUGGGGCAUGCUGCUGCGCCACGCACAGGCUGCUGUUAACGUUGCCCACCAUGACGCCCUGCUGGUGGGGGGACAUUUCCAGUUCUGCGUUGAGGAGCAGAGGUUCUAAUGUAUGCAGUGCAGCCUGCUCCGCCUAGGGCUCCCUCAGCCAUGGACUGCCCCCUACCAGACAGGCCCUCACUUGGGAGACUUGAGAACAGAGUCGGGGAUCACACUGUCCUGGGUUUCAAUCCUGGCCCCUCCAUCUAUUUGCCAGGUGACCAGGGCCACUGAGUAUAGCUGGGCAGGUUGUGAGCUAUAUAAGGCACUCACUCAGCCAAGAGGGAACAUGGGGGCUGAAGUCCAGCCCAUGCCCACCAACCGCCAGGUCAGGCUCCCUGACCCAGGCUACAUCCAUCUGGAGGGUGGAUUAUCAGAAAGGCAUCGUAUGGGCCAGCAGCGCCCUGCAGGCAGCCGGCUCUCUCAUCUGUAAAAUGGGCAUCGGUGUGCAGUGUGAGGCGUGGGUCUGGCGAGUGCUGUAGUUGUUAUCACAGCCUCUCCUGGGAAGCCCUCCUGGAUCUGCUGUCAGAGUCCCACAGGACCUUGCCCUGAUGCCUCUCUGCUUCUGGGGAUCAGGGGCUGGCAUCUCCAAGCCCAAGCUUAGGUCCCUGAGGUGCCUGGGGCAAGCCAGCGCAGCCCCCCCCACCUCAGUCAGCAGGACCUGCAGAUCCUAGGUGAGGCCCAGGGUGGAGCAGGCUGGGAGGGCAGGUUUGGAAGUCAGUGCAGGUGAGGUCCCCAUCGAGUGGGGCCUUCUGGGGCCCACACUGAGUGCUUAAAGCUCACACAGCUUGUUCCCAGCCCCUCUCCACUGGUCCAGGACAGACCUUGCCCCUGGGCACUCAGGAUCACCUGGAGGCAGCCCUGAGAGUCCCUCUAUUGCUGUGAGUGGGACCCCCAGGACAGGGGCCAAGACUGACCCUAGAUGGGGGAGGCAGGGCAGGAAAGGCCUCAAAGGUGGCACUCAGUAAACAAGGGUGAGGGAGGAGGGGCAGCCCCAG
Homo sapiens (human) is the source of this 2387-nucleotide messenger RNA. RefSeq names its product cilia and flagella associated protein 100 (gene CFAP100). Bases 235 to 1389 code for a protein of 384 amino acids. Gene Ontology annotation, cellular component: axoneme; microtubule cytoskeleton; spindle pole. Lineage: Eukaryota; Metazoa; Chordata; Mammalia; Primates; Hominidae. The record is from RefSeq and is a predicted model, not a curated record. The transcript has 13 exons.